Cajanus cajan (pigeon pea) is the source of this 3564-nucleotide messenger RNA. Its product is annotated as ubiquitin carboxyl-terminal hydrolase 16. Gene Ontology annotation, cellular component: nucleus; cytosol. The record is from RefSeq and is a predicted model, not a curated record. Gene Ontology annotation, molecular function: cysteine-type deubiquitinase activity. Lineage: Eukaryota; Viridiplantae; Streptophyta; Magnoliopsida; Fabales; Fabaceae. Gene Ontology annotation, biological process: protein deubiquitination.
CGAAUUCCCGUUACGGUAAAAUUCCUUCGUCUUCCGAAGCAGAAACGAAACAAUUUUCCUUCUCCCUUGCCCGAAGCGAAAGUCGGAACACAGUUUCAAACUUGAAUUCCGUCGUCUUCUUCUCUUCUUCCUCUUUCGUUAUUACAAACGCAAUUCUAAGCACUCACGCGUGCCACGUCAUCAAGCCUCACUCUGCGUCUUCCAGCUACAUGCCUCUCUCACUCUCCCAUCCAGACUCGCAUUUCCCCGCUAAUCUCACCCGCGCUUCCGUCACCGCGCUCCCGCGGCGCGUCUCCUCGCCCUCGCUGGAUAAAUGCGUGUCACCGUCGAUCUAGGGUUUUGGAGCCUCGUCCUCGUCGCGCUGCUUUGCGUCGUCCUGCCGGCCACCGGCUUAGCUUUCCGUCGCUGGUUGCGCCGCGCGGCGGCCAGGGCCGAGGAGAUCAAGAGGCGCCUGGUUCUCGCGGAGGAGGAGACCGUCAGGGCCGAGACCGAGGCCGCUUCGUACCAGUACGGCGCCGUUUCGGCCGCCAAGAACAAACUAUGCGCCAUGUGUUACUGUCCAACCACCACGCGCUGCGCGCGGUGCAAAGCGGUUCACUACUGUUCCGCAAAGUGCCAAAUUGUUCAUUGGCGUCAAGGUCACAAAGACAAAUGCUGUCCUCCCAGUCCAACUUUCCAGAAUGAUGAUCUGGUAAAUGAUAUUGGAAAGAAGGUAGCAGAACCAGACCACCGCACUAUCCAUGAUGAGAGGUCUCAGAUUGAAAGCACAGAGUAUAGAACAUCCUCUGAGAAACCCCUUUUGUCUGAUAUUAGCUGUUCUCCUGACAUUUCAUCUGCAAAGGAUGACAAUGUGAGAGUUGAAUCUCUUCAGGUGGGAAAUAUUAAAGGCUCUAAUUCUGAAUUAUCUAGUAACUCAUUCUCUGGAUUCUCAGCUUCCACUGGUGCUAGUGAAUCAUCUGAUGAUUCUUCUGUCUCUGAGAGUAUCACCUUCAAUGAGCAUGAGAAAUCUGAGGGACAUAUUUUUGGGGAUCCUGCCCAUGACAUUUUUGAUGCCAUUUCAAGUCAUAAUAGCAUUGGUGAAUCUCUUUCUUUAUCACCUAAGUUUGCUAGUUUGGUUGAUUCAGUGGAUGGUUAUCCUGCAAUGCAUAAAUUAAAUCCAGUUAGAACUGGUUUUGGUAAAGAAGAGAGUAAGCUCCCAUCACAUGGUAGUCCUGGAACAAUUGAGCCUUCUACAGUGUCUUCUGGAUUCUGGAAUAGAACUCUUGAUUCAACAGGGAUAAAAAAUGACUCUAAUAGUGGCCCUCUUCCAUCCCAGUCUGAUGAUCCUCCUCCAAAGUCAGUUGAGAACAAUAUGUCACAUGCUGGAUCAGCAUCUUCAGAGACUGAGGGUGUUGAUUCUUCAGGUCGUGUUGAUGCUUCAAGCGUCCAUAACUUGCAAACGGUUUGUUCUAGGGCAUCAAAUCAUGUUGCUAUCAACCAUGGUAGCACCUUGAAGUCAGCUGAAAGUAGAUGUCUGCCACAUGCAUUUGCUGAUACUAAGUUAGUGUCUAGAACUGAAGAGCAUUCACAUUAUAGCACAAAAUAUGGGAAUAAUGGCAUCCAAUCUGGCACUGCUACUUCAUCUCAGGUUGUUAGCUGCUCUCCAAAUUCUAAGAAUGACCUGAAAACAUCUGUUCCAAAAGUUUCGGAUCAGUUUAGAGGAUCAAAGUUGUCCAAACCCUUCAAAUUAGCUGAUGGGAGUGAUAUUACUGCAAAAUACAGUGACAAGUUGUUGCAGGGUCUUUUUCCAUAUGAUUUGUUUGUCAGGCUUUAUAACUGGAACAGAGUGGAGUUGCAACCAUUCGGUCUUGUAAACUGUGGAAACAGCUGUUAUGCAAAUGCUGUACUCCAGUGCUUGGCAUUUACACCACCCCUGACUGCUUAUUGGCUUCAAGGAUUUCAUUCUAAAUCAUGUGCAAAUAAAAAAUGGUGUUUCACCUGUGAGCUUGAAAGUUUGAUUUUGAAGUCAAAAGACACCAAAUCUCCUGUCUCACCUGAGAGCAUACUAUCUGAACUACAUAAUAAUGGGAGUCAACUUGGUAAUGGAAGAGAAGAAGAUGCGCAUGAAUUCCUAAGGCUUGCUGUUGAGACAAUGCAAUCUGUUUGCCUUAUCGAAUCUGGGGAUAACACAUCAGACUCGUUAAAAGAGGAAACUAAUUUGAUGGGCCUAACAUUUGGAGGUCACCUUCAAUCAAAGAUAAAAUGCAUGAAAUGUGGAGGAAAAUCUGAGCGUCAAGAAAGGAUGAUGGAUCUGACUGUUGAGAUAGAAGGGGAGAUAGCAACCCUAGAGGAGGCCCUUCGACAGUUUACUAGUGCCGAGACUCUGGAUGGAGAAAACAAGUACCACUGUAUCAGCAGUUGUAAAUCUUAUGAGAAGGCCAAGAAGAAAAUGACAGUUUUGGAGGCACCUAAUGUUCUUACAAUUGCAUUAAAGAGAUUUCAGUCAGGAAAAUAUGGGAAGCUCAAUAAACCUAUUCGGUUUCCUGAAAUACUUGACUUGGCCCCUUUCAUGAGUGGGACUAGUGAUUUGCCUAUAUACAGGCUAUAUGGGGUAGUUGUUCACCUGGAUAUCAUGAAUGAUGCCUCUUCGGGUCACUAUGUUAGCUAUGUGAAGAAUUUCCAAAGCAAGUGGUUCAAGGUUGAUGAUAGUGUGGUGACAGCUGUUGAAUUGGAAAGCGUCUUGGCAAAAGGAGCAUACAUGCUUUUCUACGCAAGGUGCUCACCUAGGGCCCCAAGAGUAAUCAGGAACAGUAUAAUAUCUUCAGAUUCAAAAUGGAAACUCAAUGGAAAAACUGUUACAAUGAAGUCGAGACGAGUAUCUGCAGUUUCUGGUGCUGGUGAAUGCAUAACUAGUUUGUCUUCUCCAGAUGGUUCUCUCUCCUUAGAUACCAUCUAUUCAAAGUUUCACCAAAGGAAAAGGAUUUUGGAAGAAGACUCAUCAAGUGAUAAUUCAUCCCUUCUCAGCAGCAAUUCUGAUGUAGCUUCUUGCAGUACAGAUAGCACCUGUGAUUCAACCAGUACUGAUGACUUUGCUGAUUAUAUUUUUGGUGAUUCGGGACGCGGCUCUGGUGGCAUGUUGAGAAAUUCCGAUUCCAACAUUUUCUCUGCAUUGCCAUCUUCUCCCUUGAAAUCUAUAUAUUCGGCGUCCUCCGAUAUGGAUCCAUAUGAUUCAGUUUUGCCACAUUCAACUGGGUUCCAAACACCUCCUUCAGGUCCAAAGGUGGGGGUAGACGGUCUUUUGUACAGUAGACUAAUGGAUGUUAAAAGGAGUGGGGAAAGUGUUCCUCAUUUUCGUCCUGACACAAAUAUAGAGCAUAGGAAGUUAGAUACAAGUAGGAGUAGCAGUAGUUUUAGGGAGACUGACUCUAUACAAAGAGCAGGAUCCAACCAUUUUAAUGAUAGAAAUUCUGGUGUAUCUUGUUUAAAGUCAAGGGACAGAACGGAUUGAAAAUAUUGAGUACCAUACGAAAGUUGGAAGGUCCUGAACAGUAAAUAAUAAUUAUGGAAGCAAAAGGUAAUUUAUUA